Callorhinus ursinus (northern fur seal) is the source of this 4647-nucleotide messenger RNA. Lineage: Eukaryota; Metazoa; Chordata; Mammalia; Carnivora; Otariidae. The record is from RefSeq and is a predicted model, not a curated record.
CGCAGGCCCCGCACUUCCUCCGCGUGCUGGCAGAGCAUCGUUCUUCCCGACCCUACCGGAAGGCGGCGCCGAAGACCCGACCUAUGGGGACAGCAAAUCCAGAGACCCCAGCGCUCCCUCGGCGGGGGAAGCCCGACGCUCGGUUACAGCGUGAUUUGGGGCGACUGCUUUUCUUACCUCCAGAACUGCCAUUUCCCCCUCUCUCAAAGCCAGACAUUACGUUGGGAAAGCUGCUGGAUUUUAAUCUUUAAGACAAUUCCCUGAAGGGCGUGGCUGGCCGAGCGGCCCAGGAAAGUUGGCCUGGGCUGGGAGUGACUCGUUUUGUGCCUGAAGAGAGCAAGGAAGAAUGUGAGGGCAGCGCAUCCUCGGAAGGAGAUGUCUUUGAAACACCAUCCAUAACAGCAGUAGAAACACUUACGUGUUGCUUUGUUUUGUUUACAUACUGAGUGGCUUUUCGGUGAAAUGCUAUUUUGGUUAAAGGAAGAAAUGGCCCCUGAGGAGCUCAGCCGGCGACUGGCCACAGUGAUCACUCAUAUCGAUGAAAUUAUGCAGCAGGAAAUCAGGCCCUUGGUGGCAGUGGACAUAAUUGAACAACUUCACAGACAGUUUGCCAUUCUCUCAGGAGGCCGAGGGAAAGAUGGUGCACCCAUCAUCACUUUUCCAGAGUUUGCGGGGUUCAAACACCUCCCAGAGGAAGACUUCCUGAAUGUCAUGACCUACCUGACUAGCAUCCCCAGUGUGGAGGCUGCGAACAUCGGAUUUGUCAUCGUUAUCGACCGGCGAAGGGACAAGUGGAGCUCCAUAAAAGCAUCAUUGACACGAAUAGCUGUAGCAUUUCCAGGAAACUUGCAGCUCAUAUUCAUCCUUCGUCCAUCUUGCUUUAUCCAGAGGACAUUCACUGACAUUGGCAUUAAAUAUUAUCGAGAUGAAUUUAAAAUGAAAGUGCCGAUCAUUAUGUUAAACUCUGUGUCUGACCUUCAUGGCUACAUUGACAAAAGCCAACUGACAGAGGACUUAGGGGGAACUUUGGAAUACCGCCAUAAUCAAUGGAUAAAUCAUCGAACUGCCAUCGAAAACUUUGCCAUGACAUUGAAGACCACUGCCCAGAUGCUCCAGAUGUUUGGGGUCUGCCUAGCCACAACAGAGCUGCCCAGAGGUGUGCUGUCCACUGAAGACCUCCUCGUGUCCCACACGAGGCAGAGGGACAAGCUGCAGGAUGAGCUGACAUUACUUGGAAAGCAAGGGACCACAUUACUGUCAUGUAUUCAAGAAACAGCAACCACAAGUCCCACCAGCAAACUCAGUCCCAAUGAACUAGAGAAUGUAGCUACCAUGGAAAGGUUAUUACUUGAGCUGGAUGAGACAGAAAAAGCCUUUAAUCAGUUUUGGUCUGAGCAUCACUUGAAGCUUCACCAAUGCCUACAACUACAACACUUUGAGCGCAAUUUUUAUGAGGUUAAGCUUGCCCUGGACAAUUUGCUGGCAGAGCAAGCGGAGUUUACAGACAUCGGAGACAGUGUGAUACGCGUGGAGCAACUUCUUAAGGAACAUAAAAACCUGGAAGGAAAAGGCGAGGAGCCCUUGGAAAAGGCCCAGCUGCUUGCAAUAAUUGGGGACCAGCUCAUCCAAAGCCACCACUAUGCAGUCGACUCCAUCAGACCCAGAUGUGUAGAGCUCAGGCACCUCUGUGAUGACUUCAUCAAUGAAAGCAAGAAAAAGCAUGACAUUUUAGAGAAGUCCUUGGAGUUGCAUAGACAGCUGGACAAGGUCAGCCACUGGUGUGAAGCAGGAAUCUACCUUUUGGCUUCCCAAGCUGUAGACAAAUGCCAGUCACGAGAGGGCGUUGACGUUGCCUUGAACGACAUUGAGGCAUUCCUGGGUACGGCGAAGGAGUACCAGUUGCCCAGUCACAUGGAGUUUUACAGCCAGUUUGAGUUGAUACUCACCAUUGACGUCAAGACCAGAGCCCAGGAAGUCCUGCAGAAGCUGGGAGAUGUGCAGGAAAUAUUUCACAAGAGGCAAAUGAGUCUGAUGAAACUGGCAGCCAGACAGACUCGCCCAGUGCAACCUGUGGCCCCCCAUCCUGAGUCCUCCCCAAAAUGGGUGUCACCGAAAACCAGCCAGCCCUGCACCUUAGCUCCUCUUCAGAGGACAUCUGAGGAAACUUAUACAGGGACAUUGGAAAAGGAAGACGACGAGACUAAAUUUGAAGUCAAAAAUGAAGAAAUACUGGAAGGCAGUCACGAUGGGGAGAACCCUGAGCCAGAGCAGCCCGACAGUCCUGAAAAUCUUUCCCCCACCAGGCGCAUCAUACAUGACCUGCUUGAGACGGAAGAGAUUUAUAUAAAAGAGAUUAAGAGCAUAAUUGAUGGAUAUAUCACUCCAAUGGAUUUUAUUUGGCUGAAGCAUCUGAUUCCAGAUGUUCUUCAGAAUAACAAGGAGUUUCUCUUUGGGAAUAUUAGAGAACUUUAUGAAUUUCACAACAGGACUUUUCUAAAAGAAUUAGAAAAGUGCACCGAAAACCCUGAACUUCUGGCACGCUGCUUUCUCAAGAGAAAAGAAGAUCUUCAAAUAUAUUUUAAAUACCAUAAGAAUCUGCCCCGAGCUAGGGCAAUCUGGCAAGAAUGUCAAGACUGCACCUUCUUUGGGGUAUGCCAGCGCCAACUGGAUCACAAUCUCCCUCUUUUUAAGUAUCUCAGAGGACCCAGCCAGAGACUUAUAAAAUACCAGAUGCUGUUGAAGGGUCUGCUGGAUUUUGAGUCUCCUGAGGAUUUGGGGAUAGACUCCGGUGACCAAGAAGGAGGUUUGGCUAAGAAUGGGCCAAAGAGGACCAAGGACUCCGCAUUCUCAGCUGAACUACAGCAAGCUUUGGCCAUGUUGGAGGAUUUGAUCAAGUCCUGUGAGUUGGCCGUGGACCUGGCAGCAGUCACUGGAUGUCCGGACGAUAUCAGGAAACUGGGCAAGCUGUUGAUGCAUGGCUCUUUCAACGUCUGGACAGUUCACAAGGAUCGUUAUAAAAUGAAGGAUUUUAUCCGAUUUAAGCCCAGCCGGAGGCAAAUCUAUCUAUUUGAAAGGGGAAUCGUGUUCUGUAAGAUUCGAAUGGAACCCAGUGACCAGGGCCUUGCUCCUCAUUACAGAUUUAAGAAAUCUAUGAAGUUGAUGACACUUUCAAUUCGCCAUCUUGGAAGGGGGAGCAGCCGAAAGUUUGAAAUUGCCAACCGAAAUGGACUUGAGAAAUACAUCCUGCAGGCAGCUUCAAAAGAAAUCAGAGAUUGUUGGUGUUCAGAAAUAAAUAAAUUACUGCUGGAACAACAAAACAAUAUCAAAGAUAUUUAUGAGGGUGAAGACAAUGGCAAACAAAUCUCCCCCAAAUGCUGCUCCAGCAGAGAGUUUAUCUCCAUGGCAACCUUUGAGGAGCCUGAAGGUGCAGAAGAAAUGGAAAAGGAGAGCAGUGCUCUGAGUCUAUCCGGACUUUUCCAGUUGGACGACAGUUAUGAAACGUGUUCCUCCAAAUCUGUCCUGCAAACGAGAGAAAGCAUCCAGGGUAAGAAAGAAGGUGGCGAUGAGGACAUGUGAGUGUGAAAGAGGAAAGAACAGUGAGCGAAUUGGUUAGCCAUCGCUCCCCUGACUCUUCUUGGAAUUUCAGACGACAAACAAAACUAAGCCAGUGUGCACCGGCUUGCUCGCCCCGGCGGGGGAGACGGCUAAUCUGCGGGCAGAAGCAGUGCGGGCGAGGGAAGGAUGCCGGAGGACCCUCUUCCCCAGAGAACUGACACUGGUUCCAGACCACAGCGGCUCCCGGCUCGGCCGAGCCGCCCCAGGCCGCCUUCGUUCCGGGCACAGGCUGCGGCGGGCGCCGGGGGCCGGGCCCACCCUUAAAUAGAACGCGGCCAAGGGGCCUCGGACCCUCCGAAUCUGCCGCGCUGGCGCGGGGGGAAGGGCCAGGACCACCUUCCAGAGGCCUGAGGAAGGGUCCACCGCCUACCGGCGGAGCCCACCCUCCGGCUGCCGGCGGCGGCGAACCUGGGAGCUGCUCCCCACGCGCCUGCGCGAGCUCCGGGCACUGGGAGCAGGCGUCCGCCAACUCCCGGGCUGCUCCACACGCGCCUGCGACUGCGCCUGCGCCAGCGCCGGGCCUUGCAGACGCCGGCGAAUCCCCGGGCUGCUCUGCGCGUGUCUGCAGAGGUUAGUGGAGCCCAGCCCUGGAGGGCUUUGCCCAAGGUUUCCCAGCGUUGGCGCUCUGACUUUGGGGGCUGGAUAAUUCUUUGUUGGGGAGGGGAGGGCUGUCUAGUGCAUUGUAGGCUAUUUGGCAGCAUCCCUGGCCUCCUCCCACAAGAUGCCAGUAAAAUCCCUCUCCCACCCGCUCACCCAAAUUAUGACAAUCUUUUUAAAAAUGCCUUCAGACAUUGCCAAAUUUUUCCUCGGGUGGGAUUGGGGAGAUCUGUUGAGAAUCUCCUAUCCGAGCCUCGGAGGAGCCGAAACUCUACAGGGGCAGCCCUGUGCUCCUCUUGAAUCCCCACAAAAAUGUUCCUGUGGUGUUUGUGUUACUUUGUUCCAGGAUUGUGUCCUUUCAGAGAGGGUUGGUUACAAGUUAAUGUCUGAGGUAUUUCGUUUUAGAUUUAUUUGUUUUAAAAUUAGUUUGUUAUC